AUGGCUUCUAGACGAGAAGGCUCGGGUGAAGAAGCCGAAAAGUUUCCGUUGAGUGAAAGCAGUAAAAAAGCACAUGACGUCCACUUAAGCCGGUUACAAAGCUUUGUCGUGCCGGAGAAGGGAAAGGACGACGAUACCGGAAACGAGACUCUAGACCCGUAUUCUCGUUUCCGCAGAGAUCUUCUACUGUCUGUUCGGCCGAAUGAACCGCAGCGCCGUAGAGUCCUCUGGGAAAGCCUGGAUUUGCUGGAGAAUUUCGUCCAGGCGUUAGGAUUAGGCGACCCGGACUACUAUGUCCUCGUCGCUGUCCAUAUCUUCAAGAAUACAACCGGCACGCCAAACGAGACAGAAGAGUUGAAUGCCAACGCCGGACUCAGCAAGGACCCGGAGAUCGUGCGAUUGUUAGCGCAAACAUGUUCCCACAUCCGUUCGCUGGUUGGAAUCAAGGCUUGGCAUGAGGCGACGUCAAUCUGCUGGAACCUUGCGCACGCUUCUGGCCCUGCUGAUGCCACGAAUGAACCUUCUAAGGCGCUCCCUGGACUCAGCCAAACUGAGGAGAAGAUCCGGGAAACCGCACAGAGAUUGAAGGUCGAAGAUAUGUCUUUUUCCGAUUUGGCGACGACCCCAAAAGAGCUCGACACCAAAGCUAUCUUAAUAGAGGGACGCAAAAGUUUGACGCAUUUCAACUCGCACGAAAAUGGAGUCCAAAAGCUGGAAGUGCAAGCACCCGAAGAAGUUUUCGCUGACGCGGAGCCGGGCACCUCUGGGUCGAAUUCGGGGAUUCGACUGGGCGAAAUACUCCAAUCUGUCCGCGAUCUCUUUGAUGAGGGCGCGACGAUGGCCAAGGCACUGCUUGAACUCAUUGAAGGUCCGAAAACCGUGGAUCAGUUGCAAGAGGAGCUCAUCGAACUGCUGGGCUUCGAACAAUUUGAACUCGUCGGGCAAAUCCUCGAGUUCCGCGACGAGCUGCGGCAGCAAGCAAAGCGGGCGAAACUCGAAAUCUAUAAAAGCAGCAGAAUGGCCGAGUCGAAGGCUCCGGAAAAUCCAAAUGUCGGCCAAUCAAUCGUCGUCCAGUCAUCAAGCCAGGCUGAACUAAAGAAGGAGAUUCGACGAGAGCAAAAGCGAAAUAAACGUGAAAUGUCUCGGAUCCAAAAUGCGUUCGGUGAAGAUGAGCUGUUGGAACUGGAAUUGGCGCAAAAAGAACAGUUGCGAGAAAGGCAACGAGAAUUGGCAUUGCUGAAAUGGGGCCCGACAAUCGUGGCUGGGCAGCAGCCGAAGGAAUAUGCGCUUCCCGAAGGCUCCGAACGCCGUUCCCACAAAAAUCACGAGGAGGUGCUCGUGCCGGCGAUGCAGCGGGAUAUGAUACAAGAUGUGCAUCAUAUCUAUGUCAAAGAUAUGGACGAGCUCGGCCAGCUCGGGUUCAAAGGCUUCGAGAAGCUGAACGUGAUCCAGUCGAUCGUCUUCGAGCAGGCGUACAAGACCCGAGAAAACUUGCUGAUCUGCGCGCCGACCGGUGCCGGCAAGACGAACAUUGCGAUGCUCGCCAUUCUCAAUACAAUCCAUCAGCAUCGGAAGCCCGACGGGACGAUCAUGAAGGAUGACUUUAAAAUGAUCUAUAUUGCUCCUAUGAAAGCGCUGGCCACGGAAAUGACGGAGAGCUUCGGGAAACGAUUGGCUCCUUUGGGUCUAAAGGUGCGCGAAUUGACUGGAGAUACGCAGCUGACAAAGAAGGAACAAGCGGAGACGCAGAUGCUGGUGCUAACCCCAGAAAAAUGGGAUGUCGUGACGCGCAAAGCCGGCGAUGAUACACUGACGUCAUUUGUUAAGCUGCUGAUCAUUGACGAGGUUCAUCUUCUACACGACGAUCGUGGACCGGUUAUCGAGACCAUUGUUGCGAGGACAUUGCGCCAAGUGGAAAUGACGCAAUCCGGAAUCCGUAUCGUCGGCCUAUCUGCCACGCUGCCGAAUUACAUUGAUGUGGCCUCUUUCUUGCGCGUCAACCCCUACAAGGGCCUCUUCUUCUUUGACGGGCGUUUUCGGCCGGUGCCACUAUCACAAAAAUUCAUCGGUGUGAAAAAACAGAUUGGCGGUAUGCGAGAGCAACGCGACCAAAUGGACGAGAUUUGCUACAAGGAGGUACUCGACUUUGUACGACGCGGACACCAAGUGCUCGUCUUCGUCCAUGCCCGAAACGCGACUGCCACCCUGGCUCAGCGCUUCCGCGAGCUGGCUGCUGUCAAUGUGGGUGAUUUGGAACGUUUUCUUCCCCCUUCCGUCGCCACAAAGGGCUACAUUGCCGCGAAGAAGACUGUUCAAGCCUCAAGGAAUGGGCUACUUUUCUCUAAUUUCCAAUACGGAAUGGGUAUCCAUCACGCUGGUCUCCAGCGUAGCGAUCGAUUGUUGAUGGAGAAAAUGUUUGCGCAGGGGUAUAUUCAAGUCUUGUUCUGUACCUCGACGCUGGCCUGGGGAGUCAACUUGCCAGCACACGCUGUUGUGAUUCGCGGAACUGACGUCUUCGAUUCGGAGAAAGGAGCCUUCACCGAUUUGGGCGUGCUUGACGUGCAGCAAAUUUUCGGGCGUGCCGGACGGCCUCAAUUCGAGAACGAAGGACACGGCAUCAUCAUCACCCAGCAGAAAACGCUCGACAAAUACCUGGGAAUGUUGAUUCGUCAAGCGCCCAUAGAGAGCCAGUUUUUCAAGCGCAUCCACGACAAUCUGAACGCUGAAAUUGCGCUAGGCACUGUUUCAACCGUGGACGAGGCUGUUGAAUGGCUUUCCUAUACCUACUACCAUAUUCGGGCGCGGAUAAACCCGAUCGCUUACGGACUGCCGCACAAUGUCAUGACAAAGGAUCCCAAUCUCCGCGAUACAAUGACACAGAAGGUGCAGGAUAUUGCUUCCCAAUUGGACACACAGCAGAUGAUCCGUUUCGACUCGCUGAAUGGGUUCUUGUCGGCUUGUGAUUUGGGAAGAAUUGCCUCACAGUUCUACAUCAAGUACGAGACGAUUGAGAUGCUGAAUGGAAGUGGCCAGCCGGUCACCUUCCAGAAAUUCAUGCCUGAUGAUAUGGUCGUCGGGCUUGUUGCGCAGGCGACCGAGUUUGCUCAAUUGAAGGUUCGGGAAGAAGAGAUGAUCGACCUGGAGGAAAUGACGGCCUCCGGAUGUUUCCUGCCAAUUCGCGGCGGCGGACUGGCGAGCAUCCCCGGAAAGGUCAACUGUUUGCUACAGUGCUUCAUCUCCCGCUGCUUCAUCAAGUCUUUCUCCCUAGCAUCGGAGGCGCUCUACGUGCAGCAGAAUGCAACUCGGUUGGCUCGGGCGUUUUUCGAGAUCUCGUUGCGCCGCGGAUGGGCUAACGCCACCAACUCUUUCCUGCACAUGAGCAAAUGCUUAGAAAAACGGAUGCCACCCAACCAGUCGGGACUACGCCAACUGAUCGAACUCGGCAUCCUGGGAAUCCAAACGGUUGAAAAGGUGGAACGACGGAGAUUGUCCGAGCAGCAGCUUUUCGACUUGUCCGUCAAGGAACUCGGCUAUAUGUUCUCAGUGGAUGGGCAGAAGCUAUACGACGCAAUUCACAAUUUGCCGCGACUCGACUGCUCAGCUGUCAUUCAGCCGAUUACAAACACAAUCGUGCAACUUCGCGCCACCGUCACCCCGGCUUUCGAAUGGAACGACCGCGUACACGGCAAGAAUUCGGCGCAAUCAUUUUGGGUGACCCUGGAGAAUAUCGACGAGAAUAUGAUCCUUCACCACGAGCGCAUCAGCUUCAACAGCAAGAAGGUCCGAUCGGCGACCCCGCAGGAGCUCGUCUUCACCGUGCCCAUCCGGGACCGUGAACUCUCCAACAACUACCAACUGCGCAUCGCCAGCGAUUAUUUCGUGACCGAGGACACAACACUGGCGCUGAGCAUGCACAAUUGCGUGUUGCCCACGAGUUAUACGGGUCAUACAGACUUGCUACCACUCGACCCGCUGCCAAUAACAGCCCUUCGAAAUCCGGAUUUCGAGUCGAUCUAUCCCUUCGACUACUUCAACCCGAUCCAAACACAAAUCUUCUACCCGCUCUACAUGACGGACGAAUCGUGUCUGGUGGGCGCUCCGACUGGAUCCGGAAAAACCGUCUGCGCCGAGUUGGCCCUGUUCCGGUUGUUGCAAAAAUAUCCUGGGAAGAAGUGCGUCUACGUCGCCCCGCUGAAAGCCCUUGUUCGCGAGCGGGUCUCGGAUUGGAAAAAGAAAUUUGAGAGCCGCGGCUACAAAGUCUUGGAACUGUCGGGUGACUACACGCCUGAUGUGGCUACGCUCAAUGCGGCCCCGAUUUUGAUUACGACGCCGGAAAAAUGGGACGGCGUGACGAGGUCCUGGGCAACGAGGGAAUACGUUCGGCAAGUGGGACUCAUUGUCAUCGACGAGAUUCAUUUACUUGGCGUGGACCGUGGCCAUGUGCUGGAGGCGAUCGUCACCAGGAUGAAAUACCUGACGAGAAAGUCGAUGAUGCGCGAAUCGCCGGCUCGACUUCUCGGGCUGUCAACGGCGUUGGCCAAUGCGGGUGAUGUCGGUGAAUGGAUGGGAAUUCCUGAGUGGGGGCUCUUCAAUUUCCGGCCUUCGGUCCGCCCAGUACCGAUCAACGUCCAUAUUUCUGGAUUCCCCGGCCAACACUACUGCCCGCGCAUGGCUCUAAUGAAUAAACCGGCCUUCAAAGCCAUCCUCAGCUACUCCCCCCUGAAGCCGGUGAUCGUGUUCGUCGCCUCACGUCGUCAAACGCGCUUGACCGCGUUGGCCUUCAUCUCAAUGCUCGUUGUGAGCUCGGACCCGCGCCAGUGGCUGAAGAUGUCGAUGGACGAACUGGAGGCGUUGAUGCAGACUGUGCGCGAUGAGAACCUGAAAUUGACACUCCCAUUCGGCAUCGGAAUGCACCACGCCGGCUUGCAGCCGCAUGAGAGGGCACUUGUCGAGCAGCUAUUCGUCGACAAGAAGAUCCAAGUACUCGUGGCAACAGCCACCCUCGCUUGGGGCAUCAACAUGCCUGCCCACCUCGUCAUCGUCAAGGGCACCGAAUUCUUUGAUGGCAAGAAGGGCAAAUAUGUCGACUUCCCGGUCACUGACGUGCUGCAAAUGAUGGGCCGUGCCGGACGACCGCAAUUUGACGACACUGCCGUUGCCGUCAUCUACGUGCAAGACGUCAAGAAACAUUUCUACAAGCGCUUCCUCUACGAACCGUUCCCCGUGGAGAGCAGCCUCUACCCGGCAUUGGCGAAUCACGUAAAUGCUGAGAUCAACGCGGGCACCAUCACAUCGAAGCAGAGCAUCAUGGAGUACCUGGCUGGCACUUAUUUUUAUCGCCGACUCUUCGCGAAUCCUAACUACUACGGCAUCGAGGAGAUGAACGAGGCCGCCAUUUGUCGGUUUUUAUCUCAAAUUGUCGAUGAGAUCAUCGCCGAGUUGCUGGAGAGCAGCUGUAUCACGAUUAACGAGGAAGACGAUACGCUGUCACCGACAAGCUUCGGCCGCCUCUCUUCCAUUUAUUACUUGGAGCAUAUGACGAUCCGCUUCUUCCUGAAGGCCAUCCGCCCGGACAGCUCCAUCGAAGCGCUCCUAAAAGUUCUAACGGAUGCUCCCGAAUAUGCCGAGAUCCCGGUGCGACACAAUGAGGAUCAGAUCAACGCUCAACUGGCUCGGCGCGUUCGCCUGAAGCUUCCUCCAGAUGCUAUGGACUCCCCUCACAUAAAGGCGCAUAUCUUGUUUCAGGCCUACUUCUCUCGAAUGGACCUUCAAACCGAUUACCGGACGGAUCAAAGGACUGUCAUCGAUUCUAGCAUCCGUAUUUUGCAGGCGAUGCGCGACGUUUGCCUGUUGCGGGGCUGGUUGCACCCGGCACUCGGGGUGUCCGUGUUGGCGCAGAUGUGCCAUACCGGUCGAUGGUGGGACGAUCAUCCGCUUCUCGUACUCCCGCACCUUAGCCCCGAUGACGCCGAGGCGCUUGGACCAAACGGUUGCACGAUACCGGAAUUGCACGACUGGUGGGGCAUUGAGAAGGCGAAGGGCACAGAUGAUGUUUGUCGACGUGUCAGACGGGAGGUCAUCGACAAGACCACCGUUCCAGAGGGCCGUGUCAAUGAUAUUAUCACAUCGGCAUGUCGUCUCCCCGUCGUCCGCGUCAAUGGCCUCACCUUCAUCCACGGCGGCCAGGAGACGAGCCUUUCAUUCAAAGACCUAAGCAAAGUUGUCCGCCUUCCGAGGAGCACCGCAUGUCGUGUGAGGCUCGAAAUUGAAGCGCUGGGACCGAAUAGGUUCAACGCUGAUGCCUGUUUGCCCGUCUGGCCAAAGGAGAAGUCGGCGGGAUGGGUGUGUCUAUUCGGCGACAAGGACACUGGCCGUUCGCUUGCCUCGCAUUUCACGGCUUCACCCACGCCUCGACGAGUCACCAGAAUGGAGCUGAAAACACCGGAUCAGAAGGGCCGCAUCAACAUCACGUUCUUCCUGAUCUCCGACUGUUAUCUUGGACUGGACCAAGAAUAUACCAUCCAGGCUGAACUAUUU
This is a messenger RNA of Mesorhabditis spiculigera, 6537 nucleotides long. The record is from the annotation of a GenBank genome assembly. Lineage: Eukaryota; Metazoa; Nematoda; Chromadorea; Rhabditida; Rhabditidae.